AUGGCCCUCCGGCGACAAGAUGAAACGAACUACGCCAACUACGUGGCGGCGUUGGACAAGUGGAACGCUAAAAACGUUAACCACGCCAUCCUUGAUGGCCCGCAUCCGGGGGAUUGUCCACAGAUGCCGCCAAUUUUGUCAGCUUUUUAUAAGAAACAUGGCGUCAGUGCGCUGAAGAAGUCACUGAAGCAAAAGCGGUCACAUCUGCCGUCUCGGACUGCUUUUGGGGGUGCUGGAGAGGAGCCCUUCCUGGGUCUCCUUGACGCCCCUCCACAUAUACCCAACCCCCUCGAUGGAGAGGGUGCUCUUUUACCUGCAUUCUCCUACCGCGACCCUGUGGGACAGGGAAGCAGUAUUGAUACCACCAUGGGCAACUUUGUCACACCUGAGACACCAGGCUCCUGCGAGGCUACCACCACACUGGGCAUUCCAAACCUUGCAGUUGAAUCUUACCUUUUUGGCUCAACAAUCCUCCCGUUCCAUGGGGGUGUCCUGGAUGACCUCAAUGACGAUGACUUUGAUGAGCACUCCCUCUUUGCGGUGAUGAGGGGGUCCUUUGUUAAGGGACCUAAUGACUGA
Molecule: messenger RNA, 579 nt
Organism: Fibroporia radiculosa
Lineage: Eukaryota; Fungi; Basidiomycota; Agaricomycetes; Polyporales; Fibroporiaceae
Exons: 3
Coding region: 1-579 (192 amino acids)
Source: RefSeq, a predicted model, not a curated record